Molecule: messenger RNA, 4830 nt
Organism: Ceutorhynchus assimilis (cabbage seed weevil)
Lineage: Eukaryota; Metazoa; Arthropoda; Insecta; Coleoptera; Curculionidae
Source: the annotation of a GenBank genome assembly
GUGUCAUCUCACUCAUCCCUCAUCUGCCAGAAAAGAAAAGAUCCGCCAUAAUAUUUGCGUGGUGGUGAAUCAACCGGAUUGCUUUUCGAGCACGUGGAAGUUAGAGACUGAUUUUCUCGGUUUUUUUUUGUGAGAAACUGAUCAUUUUUGUGAUUUCUUAGUGAAAACUUUUCGGAAAGGCGUUCGCGAACCGUACUAAGCAAUUUCCUGCUACCAACAAACCGAUUGUCUCUUCACCAAUAACCGUGGACCCACUAAGUCAUGGCCCCACACCUUCCUGUUCGCCAAUUGUUGACGUGGAGUCUUCCUUCCGUAGCCAUUCUUCUCAGCUACUUGUGGUACAAAAAGAGGAGAAUUGGAGCUCCAAGUGACAGUGGCGGAGGCUCAGAAGAGCAGAAAGUUAAUAAUACUGUGUCAGAUCAGACUCUAAUAGAAGAAGAAGAAGAAGAGGAAGAAACUCAAGAUCAAAUCCGCAGAAGAAAUUCUUCAGGACGAGACUCGGCCAAUCACAGUCCAUGCGAUUUGUUGGUGACUGCCAGUCCCAGUCUUAGUUUUAUUUCAGAUAAUCAUAGUGAAGGUUCCAAUGACAGCGGCAAAGGUUGCAGCGACGCAGCUACCCCACCGCCAUCUUCGCAAGCUGACAAUGUUUCCAUCAAUUAUGAAUUCGUUAUUCCUCAAAAUCUGGUUGGAAAAUUGAUCGGACGUCAAGGAGUUUUCGUACAGAGAAUCAAAGAGAAAUGUAAUGCUGAAGUUUAUUUAAAACUUAUUGAAGGCAUCAACAACGACACAAUCCUAAGCUGUAUGGUAGCACCGGAUCAUCUCUUCAUGCAACAGCCUACACAUCCUGCCUUCCAAAGUCUAGCCAUGCUCAGUAAUUGUAUGAAUCAUUGCUAUGAAAGUCAGCCUGAUUCGCCAUUAUUGCCAACUCCUAUACCAGAAAACACUGUUUGUGUAGCUUACUCAGAAGGCGCCUGGUACAGAGCUGUAGUCUUGUCCUCAGAUAAAGAAACUGAGUCGUCCUAUAUAAAAUUUUUAGACUAUGGUGGCUAUUGCUAUGUUGAAAACGACAAAUUAAGACAAAUCAGACAAGAUUUCAUGCUGUUGCCAUUCCAGGCUGCCGAAUGCUUUUUGGCCAACGUUAAACCGAAAACUGACAGGCUAAAACGAGAAAAAGAAAGUCUCUUAAAAGAGGCAGAAACUCUAGAACUUGAACUUAUGGCUGAAAAUAACCUCUUGAAAGGUGAACUGAACACACUUAAAGCAAAAAGUUGUUUGCCUACACAAAUUCAAAUUUCUACAGAGACACAAACUCACCACAAUAAAAUCCUCAUGUUGAAUAGUUCGUGUCAUACUCAGGAAUACCUAGAGGACACUGAAGCCAAGAUCGCUGAACUGGGGUUCUCUAGACAUGCCUUGGAGGUCCAGUCUCAGUUAAACAAAAGCGAGCUACUUAAAUCAGCUGAAGAAAUAUCUGAGUUUCAAACUAUAAACUCUCAAAUGCGCACUACAAUUGAAACUCUCAAUCAAGACAAUAACUUUCUCACUAAAGAAUUGGAGAGUCUAAAGCUAGUUUUCUCAGAAUCAUACCCUUCUGAUGGAAGAUCUGUCAUCGGGGCUGCUUCGGGGAACACCUUAUCCAGCGAACUUUCUGCAGCCAAUUCUAUGACACAAAAAGCGCAGAAAUUGGACCUAGAGGACACUGAGGCCAAGAUCGCUGAAUUAAGGUUCUCUAGACAUGCCUUGGAGGUCCAGUCUCAGUUAAACAAAAGCGAGCUACUUAAAUCAGCUGAAGAAAUAUCUGAGCUUCAAACUAUAAACUCUCAAAUGCGCACUACAAUUGAAACUCUCAAUCAUGACAAUAACUUUCUCACUAAAGAAUUAGAGAGUCUAAAGCUAGUUUUCUCAGAAUCAUACCCUUCUGAUGGAAGAUCUGUCAUCGGGGCUGCUUUGGGGAACACCUUAUCCAGCGAACUUUCUGCAGCCAAUUCUAUGACACAAAAAGCGCAGAAAUUGGACCAUGGUCAAACCGACAUUAGAAAGAUCAAGGUUCUUGUACUUGGUGACAUUAGUUCAAGGGGUGUAGCCACAGGGCUGCUCAAUCAAUUGAACAGGGAGGAGUAUUGUGUUUAUGGAGAAAAGGAUGGUACCUGGCCACAAGGGGCUUACGACCUGGUAGCCAAUACCACCAAAAGUUCAGUAAUCUACACCCAAAUUGCUGAUUAUACUCCUGACAGAGUACCCUUAGUUUUGUGUUAUGUUAUUCUUAAUUCAAAGAACGUGAUAUUUAUUAACCAAAAACUGGUAGAUGAAGGCUACGCAGAUUGGGUUGAGUUUGACGAGACUGCCUUGGCAUAAGCGCAGAAAGUAGCUGGUGAAGUAUGAUCCUUCACAGGCGUAAUUUUGUUGAUUUUCCUAUUUUUGUUUUAAUUUAUUAAUUGCUUAAUCAUAUUACGAUGAUACGAUAGGGUGUUUAUCAACAUUGAGGGUAAUUCUUACGUUAAAAAUUUCCAGAAGUUUGAUAUAUACCCUGUGUAAUAUGAUUUUGUUUUGUGCUAGGGGGUAGUGGAAGGGUGGAUAUUUGGUGUAUUAUUUCAAAGGUUUCUGACUCAAUAGCAUAUCUAGCACACUAGCCAUGUUUUAAGGUUAAAAAAAAUUGUUGAAAAUAUGCCAGCUUACCCUGGUUCUGAAAAUAGACUCGACUAGUUUUUUUUUAAACUGAUUCAAGUUGUUUUCCAUGAAUUUCAUGUGCUCCUGUUUUUUAAUGGGAGGGUCUGUAAUAAGAAUAAACAUGCAUCAUUUUGAUUGGGAUAUGUCUACAUAUUUCAUAUAAUAUGAGUUUUGUAUGUUUGUUACUUAUUUAACUAUGAGUUCCUAAGUAUCGAAAAAAAGAAUAUAUAAAUUGAAACAGAAUCAAAAACAAUUACUUUUUUUUUAUUAUAUUUCUGAUCUACACUAUUUCUCUUGUUUUCCAAAUUCCUUUUUUCCCUAGCUAUUCUCGGUUUUUGUACAUUCUCAGUAACAAUUCCCCAUAAUUUUUACUAAUAGUUCCCAAAAUUACUACUAAUUGUUUUUCAAAAUUCCCACUAAUAUUCUCCUCAAAAUUCCCACUAACGUUUUCCAUAAAUUUAUAUUAACAUUAGGAGCUUAGGAACUUAUAAAUCUAUCCACAGAUCCACACCAUACAAUUUAAUUUGACACCGGGUUCCACAACUGUAAUUUGUUAAACUUGAACUGAUCGCACUGUUGAUUUUAACUGUGAAUUUUUUUUUUGGCUGGUUACAGUUCUGAGUCGGAAAGGUUUGAAAUGAAUAUGUAUAUUGCUUUAUGUGCACAAAGUUUUAUGUGUGGUGUGUCCUGAAAAGCUUUACCCAAGUGAAGUUUUUUUGUAAAUAAUUUUAAGGCUUUUUUGAGCUGGUGCAUGUAUAUUUACAGGCAAAAAAAAUUUUUAAUAAAAAUUAUCCUUUGGUAAUUUUUUUUAGGUGCACUGUACAUAUUUUUUUACUGCGGAUUAGCAACAACUAGUUUUAUAUUUUAGUUUAACGACUGAUGAUAAUUGAUCCUAUUAUACUGGUGUGUCCCAGAUAUUAAUAAGGCUUUCAGCUCGGUUUUUAACUAAAACUAUUUCUCCCAUUAUCAUUUACCUUAGCUUAACAGAAAAAAAUAGGAAAUACUUAGACAUUUGCAUGAUGUAUCCUUUAUGUGACUCUGAUGGGGUUUUUUAUGUUUUAUUUUUGUUUGACUUUAUACUUUGGUUCAAAAUUGUAUUAUACUUUAUUUGAAAAAAAAAAUUAACCUAUAAUUUUGAGUAUUUUUUGCCCAUAGAUUAGUAAGGACUUUGUUUUCCUGAAUUGCAACAGUUUUUCAAAUAUGUAAACAAAAUAUUAGUUUUUUUUUUUGCCUCAACAUCAAAUAGGUGAAACUAGCUUUGGAAACAAAAAUUAAAAUCAAGACAAUAAAUUCGCCCAAUUUACAGUGUCCACCAUGAUGUUGGCUACAUAUAGAACAACUUUUUAUUUGUAGGAUUAUUUUAUGUGCGACCAAUCCUGCAUGUUGGAUAAAAGUGGGACUGGAUCGCAAAAUAUGCAAAAAAGGCAUUUGAAAAACUUGUUUAGAAAGAUAUUUUAGGGUUGUCUACAAGCAAAUACAGCAAAAAAUUUAAUUCCUUAUUUUUCGCCAUGGAAAUAAAAGUUUUUUUAGUUAAGUCCAAAGUGACAGCAUCUUUCUUCUUGGACAAUUCAUCCAGUUUUUGUGUUUUAUAAAUUUCCAAUUGUAGAUUUCUAACUUCGUAAGUUAGUGUGUGCAAUGCUUUGUUGCCGCGUCCAACCUCGAUAAUGCCGCUCUUUCUGCUCAGGGACAAAUAUGAGAACUUAUAUGUGUAGAGUUUCAUAAAUUCUGAAGUUACUAUGUUCCCUAGAAUAUGAUUCGGAAACGUCUCUUGAAAUUGUCCAUUGUCCAUUAUAUUCUCAAGUCGUUUUUGCGGGUAUACCAAAAAUAAACUAAAGCUCAUAUCUUGCGACUGUGAAGCGAACGCAGCACAGCUAGUUUCCUAUAUUAUUCGAUUGAAAAUUACCUACCGCACUGGGGACUCGAUCGGAACAGAAAAAAGAAAGUUCUCGAAGCGUUCUGAAUUACUAUCACCUGCAAGAACCAGAAAAAUAUUAAAUCUAAAAUCGACAGAGACACCAAGCUACCAGAAAAUGAUUCUUAUACAUUGUUUUAUGUAGUGAACAUUAUGGUGGACACUGUCUAACAUCAUCGCACCUUUUUAUUUAUGUACAUACACUGCUUGUAUACGUUAUAAUAAAUGUGUUAUUCUAUAAGAUUUCUUGG